AAAACAAAAAAAGUAAACAAAUGGAGAUCUCUUGAUUAAAUUGUCUGUCUUUAAUCUUCUACUCGGUUUAUUGAUGAAAUGAUUAUUUGUGCUGUUUCGGACGUAACUUUGAAUAAGACGUGUGUUGUAGGUGCUGCCAUAUUGAGAAGUAAUCUACUUUACACUUAUUACACUGUAUCAGAAACACCGUGCGCCGUAUAAAGCCAAAACAGAAGCACGUGACGUAUUAAUCACGUGACCAACUUUCGGACUAGUUCCAUGUCACACGAAACAGAUGUGGACAUCUAGUUGACAUCGAGUGGACAUCAAGUGGACAUCAAGUGGACAUCGAGUGGACAUCGAGUGGACAUCGAGUGGACAUCAAGUGGACAUCGAGUGGACAUCAAGUGGACAUCUAGUGGACAUCGAGUGGACAUCAAGUGGACAUCGAGUGGACAUCGAGUGGACAUGUCGCGGUCAGGUGACCAGAGAUGUAUGACUUGAGCUUGGAUAUCUCUAUCAACAAUGCGACCAAUGACGAUUGCGAUACCUUCCGGUCCAUUCUGCUGGCGCAGAAGAUCCUCCUCACCUUGAUUCCAGUCUUUUUUCUCCUUGUAGGAAUACCAGGUAACAUGAUCACCAUCCUAGUACUGAACAGGCCGACCAUAAAAGACAACAUCUUCUCCGUCUACUUAAGCAGCCUGUGCUAUUUUAACAUCAUCACCCUCCUGGCCCACUCCCCUCGCUUUAUCUCCCAGGCCUGGAUCCAAAGGGAACUGUAUUUCACAAACGACCACUUCUGUGUAUUAUACCGGCUUUUCUCACUGAGUGCUGUUACCAUAGCAACUUGGCUCUUGCUAGUCAUAACGGCUGCACGGCUGUUUUUUAUUACAGAGAGGACAAAACGUUGGAUUCAGUCCUAUUGCUAUCCGCCAUUUGUGAUUCUUGGACUCGUCGUUUUCGUCACGGUGGUAGAGAUCCCAAUUGUCGCUAAAUGGCUGCGGUUCAGCGAUGACAAUGGGAAGACCGUUCUAUGUCACCAGUCAAGCAAGUCCAAUAUGGUCUUUGUCCAAAUCGUUUUCCAAAUGGUGAUUCCUGCGGUCGGUAUUAUUUCAAUGAACCUCUGGAUUGUACUGAAGCACAAGAUGAAGGACUAUGGCUUGAUGGAAAAUGCCACUUCUGCGCGAUUGAGACAGCACUUGGUCGGACUAUUAGCAGUGUCCAGCACCCAUUUUAUAGUCAGUGCAUUGCCUUUAUGUAUCUACUUCCCAAAUGAAAGGCGGAUAUUUGACUUAUCCACUCCAUUAGGCCAAGUCAAGGCACAUUUCACUUACUCCCUGGUAGCACUGAUACUGUAUUCCAACAAUGCCACAAGUUUCAUUACCUACUGUUUCUUUGGGCGACGGUUCCGAGGCGAAUUCUUUAAAAUUAUAAACAAGUACAUCUUGAUGGUAUGUCCAAAUCUGAGGCUGACUGUACCGAUCCUAGACACCCCUUCUGAUUCUAAACGACUUAAGCCAAGCGGUACUGAGACAUCCAUGACAGAUGUAGGCCUAAGAGAAGACAUAUCAAUGGCCCCCUCUCUCAAAAUGGUACCAAGCAGCGAAUUUCCAGAAGGACCACGAAUGCAAGCCCCAAGAGAGUCCCUGAUUUGAGACAUUCAUUGACCUACAUGUAUCUAGCGACAUUAUCCUCGUGAAAUAAAGACCUGCUAAUGUCUCCCUUAAAGAAACUCUCGCUAUAGUUGUUUAUUGUAUGUAGUCUUUAAUGCCUAUCACUUGUUCUAAUAGCAUGCACACACACACCAUUUUCUUUUCUAUAAUUCACCACAAUAAUCCCCAGCUUCGACCUACAUAUUUUCCCGAAGAUCACAUACAUAAUAUCUCAAGAAUGUAAUUGUUGAUUAUUUCGUAUCAUUUCACUGAAUUGAAAUAAAUGUCAAAGUUCAUCUCAUUGUAACUGGUGUGCGUAUUAUUCGGUUUGUCUGAUAUUUUAUAUUAUGAGAUAAUAUGUCUUAGGAGGUGACAUUAUUCACCAGAUGACAUCGUGUUACAGAUGUUGACACUCACUAGAUGACACUGUUAACCAAAUGACAUUAAUCACCAUAUGAAACUAUUUACCAGAUGAUAGUACAUAUGAAAUGUCAUUACUUAUCAAAGGACAUUCUUGACAAAUGUCAUUAUUUAGGAGAAGAGUAGACAAUUAUUUCCAAAUGACAGGACGUAUCAUGAGACGUUACUUAUCAGGCGGAUUAUUUAUCAUGUUUCACCACUCGACAGAUGGUAUUACUCUUGAGAUAACAUUCAUAAAAAGAUGGCAUUACUCAUCAAAUGACAUUAAUUACAGAUGACGUAAAUUACAGAUGACAUAAUGACAGAUGACAUUACUUACAAAGACGUCAACAAAACUAAGGUACUUCCCUCACAAGAAAUGUAAAAGUUUUAAUGUAAGAAAGACGGCAAGACUGUAGAAUCGCAUUAGUGAAGACUUAUUUCUUUUUUUUUU
Biomphalaria glabrata is the source of this 2484-nucleotide messenger RNA. RefSeq lists its product as uncharacterized. Gene Ontology annotation, molecular function: G protein-coupled receptor activity. Gene Ontology annotation, biological process: G protein-coupled receptor signaling pathway. Gene Ontology annotation, cellular component: plasma membrane. The transcript has 9 exons. Bases 471 to 1634 code for a protein of 387 amino acids. NCBI's taxonomy places the organism in Eukaryota, Metazoa, Mollusca, Gastropoda, Planorbidae. The record is from RefSeq and is a predicted model, not a curated record.